AUGGGAUGCGGAAGUUCCUCAACUGCGGUCCACCCGCUGACGAAGGGGAACGGAGACCAGGAUGAGACAGGUAGUAAACUCGGUUGCCGUGGCGACUCUGCUGUGUCAAAGGGCACCACAGACAGCGGUGUGGUGAUGGAGAACGGAAACGUCCCGAUGUUACCUGUGGCGGUGCCCGACAAACUCCCUCCUCUAACAUCUGAGAGCGUCAUUGACACUGCUGCUCCAGGUUUGCUGCAGGAGGAUGAUCUAGUACAGGGGCGGCUGAAGUCCAGCGAGAUCCUGGAGGAGCUGCUGAGUCAGGGCAUCAUCCCGGUGGGACAGAGCAGAGAGAGAGGCAGCGGGGCCGCCUACAGCAUCAUGUUGGAUGAUAACGGAGGUAACAUGCGAAGACCUCCUGCCAGACUGGAGUCUCUUAAGGCCCAAAAGGCUGAAAGUCUUCACAGCAGAGAGGAGUUUGAUGAGAAGAUGAGGCUGGUUGAGGAGAGACGUAAGUUAAAGGAAGAUGAGCGUACGAGACGUUUAAGGACCAGGUCUGCUCGCGUCCGUGGGCUCGCUCCCAUCUCCAGCCUCGAGGAGGAUAUAGACGCCUCCCUCACCCCCGUGGAGUCACUACAAUCACCUCCCAGUCUUGGCGUGACCCCGGCUUCUCCACUUCAGAUUCCCCGCGAGGACGCAGAGGGAGGAGAGAGGGUCAGAGAGGCCGGAGGUGACGGCAGGGAGGAGACGAGGAGGGGACGGUUAAAUGAGGGAGGAGAUAAUGAGCAAGGUAGAGAGGAUGGUGGCGUGGAGGAGAAAGAGGAGGUGACCCAUGUGGAGGAACUGAAGGCAGGUGAAUUCCUCCCAAACUCAAAAGAGCUGGAGAGUGAUUCUAGCUUUCAGCACCCACAGGAGGAGGAAACAUUAGUUUCCUCCAUAAAUGAGCCAUGAAUUAGCACUU
This is a messenger RNA of Nematolebias whitei (Rio pearlfish), 940 nucleotides long. It is a transcript of the gene stmnd1, whose product is annotated as stathmin domain containing 1. The coding region runs from base 1 to 930 and encodes 309 amino acids. Gene Ontology annotation, biological process: microtubule depolymerization; neuron projection development; regulation of microtubule polymerization or depolymerization. The record is from RefSeq and is a predicted model, not a curated record. Lineage: Eukaryota; Metazoa; Chordata; Actinopteri; Cyprinodontiformes; Rivulidae. The transcript is spliced from 5 exons. Gene Ontology annotation, molecular function: tubulin binding. Gene Ontology annotation, cellular component: neuron projection; cytoplasm.